Brassica oleracea var. oleracea is the source of this 342-nucleotide messenger RNA. RefSeq lists its product as uncharacterized. The record is from RefSeq and is a predicted model, not a curated record. NCBI's taxonomy places the organism in Eukaryota, Viridiplantae, Streptophyta, Magnoliopsida, Brassicales, Brassicaceae. Gene Ontology annotation, molecular function: aspartic-type endopeptidase activity. The transcript has a single exon. Bases 1 to 342 code for a protein of 113 amino acids. Gene Ontology annotation, biological process: proteolysis.
AUGCCCCACGACGCCGCCCUAGUCAUCACGUUGGAGCUUGCAGGAACUACCUUUACGAAAAUUCUCGUAGACACCGGAAGCACCGUCAACGUCGUUUCACAAAAGAUACUGCGAUCGAUUAGCCAACCGACCCCAGUAAUCGAUCACGAAAUGACUCCCCUCAAUAGUUUCGAAGGAAAGUCGGUCCGGUCACUCGGGAUUGUGCCACUAACCACCAAUACUUACGACGUCGAACUAGAGAUCCGGUUCACCGUAGUUGAUCAUUUCAUGCCGUUCGACGCCAUCGUAGGACGUCCCUGGCUACACCAGAUGGGGUCCCUUCGGUUUAUCACCAAUGCUUGA